AUGGCGGCAGUAUACAAGUCUAUGGCAAAGGCCAAGUCGAACGGCAUCGCUAGCGCAACUGAAAAUGGCGAGGCGAAGCCAAAGAACCGCCAGAGGGUUCUCAUUCUCACAUCCAGAGGCGUAACAUAUCGCCACCGCCACCUGCUGAACGACCUCUACGCGCUUCUUCCUCACUCCCGCAAAGACGCAAAACUCGACACGAAAUCCAACCUCCACCAACUGAACGAGCUCGCCGAUUUGUACAAUUGCAACAAUAUCCUCUUCUUCGAGGCCCGAAAGGCCAAGGAUCUCUACAUCUGGCUCUCGAAGCCGCCUAAUGGUCCGACUGUGAAGUUCCAUUGCCAAAACAUCCACACCAUGGAGGAGUUGAACUUUACCGGAAACUGCUUAAAGGGUAGCAGGCCGGUGUUGAGCUUUGACAAGCAUUUCGACGGCUCUGCGCACUGGAAACUGGUCAAGGAGUUGUUGAGCCACACCUUUGGCGUCCCGCAAACUUCGAGAAAGGUGAAGCCGUUCGUGGACCACGUCAUGGGAUUCACGAUAGCAGAUGGAAAGGUCUGGAUUCGCUGCUACCAAAUUUCAGAAACUGAGCAAGGAAAGAGCAAGGCCGCUGAAGAAAGCGCCGUGGCAGGCGGCGAGACACAGAUUGUUAGCAAGGCUACAGGCAAGGGAGAGACUCACAUCAGUCUUGUGGAAAUUGGGCCCAGAUUUGUGCUCACGCCAAUCGUAAUACUCGAAGGAAGUUUCGGGGGCCCGGUGAUAUACGAGAAUAAGGAGUUUGUGAGCCCCAACCAGAUUCGUUCGGAUCUCAGGCGACAGAAGGCCGGGCGUUACAACAGGAGAGCAGAGGGCGAAUUGGAGCGGAAGGUCAAGAAGAGAGACCUUGGUCUGCGGACUGGCGAAGGACCGAGGGAAGUGGAUGACCUGGACAACAAUGUCCUUUUCGCGUGA
Sphaerulina musiva SO2202 is the source of this 951-nucleotide messenger RNA. RefSeq names its product Brix-domain-containing protein. The record is from RefSeq and is a predicted model, not a curated record. Gene Ontology annotation, biological process: rRNA processing; ribosomal large subunit assembly. Gene Ontology annotation, cellular component: nucleolus. The transcript is spliced from 2 exons. Gene Ontology annotation, molecular function: rRNA binding. Lineage: Eukaryota; Fungi; Ascomycota; Dothideomycetes; Mycosphaerellales; Mycosphaerellaceae. Bases 1 to 951 code for a protein of 316 amino acids.